CUACAGUUUAAAUUCCAUUUGGAAUAUUUUGGAGGACCAAGAAACCAAGAAUAAAAUGCAAGGCCUAGGCCUAAAUCUGCACCCUGGCUGUCCUGUCCUUGUUGCUAUGGCGACGGGUCGCCCUCCACUUCCGGCCAGUGCUCUGGUGAAAUGUGUCCGGUUUCAUGUGUCCGUCACUUUCGGUUCCGGGCUCCGUUGACGCCCAGUGAAAGUUACCGCGUCGGCCUGGCGGCCAUGGCCGAGGCGGGGAGUAAGUUCCGCGACAUCCAGCGCUAUCUGUCCGACGGCCGCUUCCCCCCGACUUUCUGCCCGGCCAAGAAGAAGAACCUCAAGCGCUACGCGCAGAAGUUCCUGCUGGAAGGAGGCUGCCUGUACUAUGUGGGGCCAAAGAAGGAUGAGAAGAGAGAGGUGGUUGUGGAUGGCGAGAGGCGGCAGCAGAUCUUUCAGGAGUGCCACUUGUCGGAUGUCGGCUGCCACUUGGGCCAGAAGAAGACAGUUCAUAGGAUCCAGAGCCGGUAUUACUGGCUGGGGAUAGUCAAGGAUGUUGUCGACUGGAUUAAGAUAUGUGACACCUGUCAGCAUGCAGAGCACUACAAGCACACAAGGUCACGCAGCUUCCAACCGGCGAGAGUGACAAGACCAUGGGAAAUGCUGCUCCUUGACCUCCUGGGUCCUUUCCCAGAAACAGUCCGUGGGAACACCUACGUACUGACUGUCACAGAUUAUUUUACAAAGUGGGUUGAAGCAAUUCCAAUGCAACAAAAAGAUGCCUUGUCAGUGGCUGGCGCUCUGGCUGCUACGUUCUACAGGUUUGGGGCUUCAAAAGAGAUAUUCUCCAAUGAAAACAGAAUCUUUUGUGAUGAGGUUCACAAACGUUUAUUUGAACAUUGGAAUAUUAAUCAUAAAGUGACUCCUGCUGAGCACCUGCAGCACACAGGCCUUGAUGACAGGGCCACGGGGAUACUAAAGGCAGCCAUUAGAAACGCCGUCAACGGCAAGCAAAAGGACUGGGAUGACUGCCUGGACCCAAUCCUGUUUGAGUUCCGGACAUCAGUAAAUUCAAGCACAAAGUUUACGCCGUUCUUUCUGCUCCACAACCGAGAGGCACGGUUAUCGUCUGAGGGAGAAUCACACAGCGCCCCGGAGUGCAGACUGGCAGAUAACUGUGCCAUCAAAAGGGAAAGUAUGGAUGAGUUCACUGCUUCGAUGACUGAGCAACAGAAUGCCGUUAAAGAAGUGGUCAUUGCCAACCUGGCUGCGACUCACAAGCGGGAGAAGAAGCAUGCCAAGAGGAAAGCCAGGAAAGAGAUCCACUUCUCCACUGGAAACGCCAACCCGACACGCAAAAAAACAAAGAAAAAUCACUUUCUUUCUUUUCAAAUUGAAACAACUCUGUCCUCUGAGCACGGCGUGACUAGUGGGGUGGCAUGAGGAUGCUGCUCAAUAAUGUACAGAAUGUCCAAGAGUCUUCCAGAGAAGGUGAUGGCAGUGGAUUGGAAACAGUGGGGUGAGUCCCCAGCAGUGGGCCGGGACCAGCACAGAGUUCAGGGCAGAACCAGGGCAGGUACUCGCCAUCGUGCAGUCUGACUACGAGUGACAUUGUACCUUUAAACUCCUCAGACGCUGCGAGUCUAAAUCAGUUUCGCACCGGCCGUGACAUUGCAGCUUGAAACCUUCACAGUCUUUGAGUCAGAAUCUGUUUUGCUCCGAGUGUAUUAAUUGUUCAGUCGUUGGUAGAGGAUUUGUGGAAAGCUUGCACUUUCCAUCUUUCACUUUUUAUUCUGUAAAAUGCUCUUUCAUAAAUUUGAAGAACUGAGGUGUUCACUUCAGAAACUGAAACGAUCCAACCACUUGUUUAAAGGUGUCUGUGUGGAGUUUGCAGGGUCUCCCUGUGACUGAGCGGGUUUCCUCCCACAUCCCAUGAUCAACCUAUGGGUGAAGGGGCUGCUGUAAGUCACCCAGUGCAGGAUUACACAGAGGUGAUGAGCAUGUGGGCCGCUGCAGGGUAACAGGGAAAUAGAGAAGGGGAGGGGGCACACUCUUGGGAGCAGGCUUGGAGCCAAUGGACCAAAUGGUCUCAUUCUGUGAAAGAUAUAUGCAAGGCAAUAUGUAAUGUACAGUACUUAUCAGGUCCUCUGUCCCACAUCCUGAAUAAGCCAUAUAACUUAUUAGAAACAAGGAGCUGCAGAUGUUGGUUUAUAAAAGAAGACACUGCUGGGAUGCUGGAUUAACUCUAGCAGGUCAGCCAACAUCUGUGGAGAACAUGGAUAGGUGAAGAAGGGUCCCGAUCUGAAACGUCACCUAUCCAUGUUCUCCACAGAUGCUGCCUGACCCGCUGAGUUACUCCAGCACUCUGUGAAACGUCACCUAUCCAUGUUCUCCACAGAUGCUGCCUGACCCGCUGAGUUACUCCAGCACUCUGUGAAAUGUCACCUAUCCAUGUUCUCCACAGAUGCUGCCUGACCCGCUGAGUUACUCCAGC
Leucoraja erinaceus (little skate) is the source of this 2482-nucleotide messenger RNA. RefSeq lists its product as uncharacterized. The transcript is spliced from 8 exons. Gene Ontology annotation, biological process: DNA integration. The record is from RefSeq and is a predicted model, not a curated record. Bases 151 to 1431 code for a protein of 426 amino acids. NCBI's taxonomy places the organism in Eukaryota, Metazoa, Chordata, Chondrichthyes, Rajiformes, Rajidae. Gene Ontology annotation, molecular function: nucleic acid binding.